Molecule: messenger RNA, 3434 nt
Organism: Temnothorax curvispinosus
Lineage: Eukaryota; Metazoa; Arthropoda; Insecta; Hymenoptera; Formicidae
Gene: Rs1
Product: probable ATP-dependent RNA helicase DDX27
Exons: 14
Coding region: 133-2346 (737 amino acids)
Molecular function (GO): nucleic acid binding; ATP binding; RNA helicase activity
Source: RefSeq, a predicted model, not a curated record
UAGAGCGAAUAGCGAUGCUUUGAAAGCGUCAAGACGAACGCAGCCUCAAUAGGGCGCGUUCAGCAGACACAACUGUUGAGUUCGUCUUAUCAACACUCUGCGUCGAUUGGUUGGUUCUAAAAGUAAUGAGAAAUGACGAACAACUGCGAUUUGAUAAAGACAAUCGAGGAUGAUCAGGAGGUGCCGGAUUAUUCGGAGAAUUCGGACGAGGAGGACGACUAUCAACCACGGAAGCAGAAGAAAAAAGAGAGCAAAGACUUCGACAGUGGCUUCCAAUUCACUGCUGCUGAACACAAUCAGGAUCCCUGGAAUGACUUGAGCAAGUAUAUUAAACGCAAACCGAACACAAAAUUAGAUGACAAGAUAAAGAAAGUCAGGAAAGAAUAUAAGCAGGCUGGAACAGAGGAUGAUCCUGUUAAAAUUGAACCAGAAAUAGACCAGGAUGACGAUACAAUUUCUCUAUCUGAGGAUGAACUUAAAAAAGAUACCUUUAAGACCAAGGAGAAGAAAGGCAAAGUGAAAAAGUCUGUGAAAGAAGAGGACGAGGAAGCUGUCGAUUUCGAGGAAUAUACAGAUUCUCAAACGCAUGCUACGUUUUAUCAAAUGAACUUAUCUAGGCCUUUGCUGAAGGCCAUAACAACAAUGAAUUUUGUACAACCAACUCCCAUACAAUCUGCUACCAUUCCGGUAGCUUUAAUGGGUCGUGACAUCUGUGGUUGUGCGGCAACGGGCACAGGGAAGACUGCGGCUUACAUGCUUCCCACUUUGGAAAGAUUAUUAUACAGGCCGUUGGACGGUCCCGCUAUUUCGCGUGUUCUCGUGCUUGUGCCUACCAGAGAGCUGGGAGUGCAAGUUUAUCAAGUGACAAAACAAUUAGCUCAAUUUACAACAGUAGAAGUUGGUUUGUCUGUCGGUGGAUUGGAUGUGAAAGUACAGGAAGGUGUACUGAGAAAAAAUCCAGAUAUUGUAAUAGCAACGCCUGGGAGAUUAAUCGAUCAUUUAAGAAAUGCGCCUACUUUUUCCUUGGACAGUAUUGAAGUAUUAAUUCUGGAUGAAGCCGAUAGAAUGUUAGAUGAAUACUUUGCUGAACAAAUGAAAUACAUUGUGAAGCAAUGCUCAAGAAGCAGACAAACUAUCCUGUUUUCUGCUACCAUGACUGAAGAAGUCAAAGAUUUAGCUGCAGUGUCUCUUGACAAACCUAUUAAAAUAUUCGUGGAUAGCAAUCAAGAUGUAGCCUUUAAUCUGCGUCAAGAAUUUAUUCGCAUACGUAAGGAAAGAGAAGGUGACCGUGAAGCAAUCUUAGCAGCGUUAGUUUGCCGAACUUUCCACGAUCACGCCAUGGUUUUUGUACAAACGAAAAAACAAGCUCACAGAUUGCAUAUUUUAUUGGGAUUAUUAGGUGUGAAAGUUGGGGAACUUCAUGGUAAUCUCACACAACCACAACGAUUGGAGAAUCUUCGGAAAUUUAAAGACGAGGAAAUUGACAUUUUAUUAGCGACUGAUGUUGCUGCAAGAGGUUUAGAUAUAAGCGGUGUAAAGACUGUGAUUAAUUUCGUGAUGCCUGCUACUCUUCAACAUUAUAUACACAGAGUAGGGAGAACUGCAAGAGCAGGACGUGGAGGUGUUUCUGUAUCGUUAGCUGGAGAACAGGAACGUUCUUUGGUAAAAGAAGUUAUCAAGCAAGCGAAAAAUCCGGUCAAGAAUAGGAUAAUACCGCCUGACAUAAUAGAGAAAUAUAAUAAGAAAUUACAAUCCUUGGAACCAGACGUAGAAAGGAUUUUGCAAGAGGAAAAGAGUGAAAGAGAAUUGGCUAAAGUAGAGAAUGAAGCUAACCGUGUUGAGAAGUUACUUAAAGUUGAAGAUGGCAAGGAUAAGAGAAGUUGGUUCCAAUCCAAUAAGGAAAGAAAGAGAGAGAAAGAUAAUUUUCGAUUAACUAAGAAACAAAUUGGCAAAAAUAAAAAGCAUGAGAAAGAACCUCCCAAUAUAGUGCAAGAAAAAAAGAAAAAAGCACAAAAUGACCCUAAAAAGGAUACAGCUGAGGAUAGAGCUAAGAAAGAACUAGAAAAAAUAGCCGCCUAUCAAGCGCGAUUAGCCAAAAAAAGUAACAGGCAGAAGAAAAUUAGAACAGUUAUGGAUGAAAAUAAUCGUGAUUCUGCUAAAAAAGGAUCAUUGAAACGACCAAGAUCAUCGUUCGCCGCUGAUUUAACGGAUACGAGCAAAAAGGGUGUUAAAAAAAUGCGAUACGAAGCAAACGUCAAGAAAAAACAGAACACAUUUAAAACGCAACAAAAAAGUAAAUUUGCAACGAAAGGAAAGGGCCAAAAAAAAUCUUUUAAAAAGCGCUAAUUUUGUAACAUAUACGCGGCACGCAUAAUUCUAUGAUUAAACACAUACAUACAGCGUGUUACUUAAUUUGUUUUAUUAUAGAACCAUUACAAUACGCCAUAUGUCUCACAGAUCGACAGAUGAAUAGCACUGAUUAAUUGGUUGUUUAAUCAGAUUAUGUAUAUUUUUCGUAAUCUAUGACCUAUUUGAAAAAAAUUGCAGUACUAUGCAGAAAAGGAUCGUACAUUUCAAAAAUGUUUUUAUCGUAUUCCAAUUUCAAUCAGCAUAAUAUAUAUAUAUAUAUAUAUAUAUAAAGAUAUUUGCUAAUUGAUAACAUAUAGCAUGAAUCUAAUGAGAAAACUGAAUUUAAUGAGAAAACUACACGAAAAAAAGAGAAAUAUCAAUGAUAAUAAGAGAAAGAAUGACAUAUUUUCAGAUUUGGAAAAUUAUAUAAUUGUUGGAAAGUGCAUUGUACUGUAAUUUCUAUGAAAAAGUAAUAGGUAUAUGUUAAUUCUAUAAUAUUUAUGCGAUUUCAAUCAUCCAUCACCAUUCACGAAUUCAUGCGCCAUUUUCAUUCAUGUUUAAAUUUAAGACAGUUGAAUGUUUAAGUUUAAUAAUUAUAAUGCUGAGAACUUAAAUCUUUAAAAUCUAGGCCCACUUUACUCAAAACUCCAUUCAAAAAUUCAUACUCAAAAAUCUUCUAUCCUUCGAACAUUAUAUUUAAUAAAUAAAAUUGAAACGCGUUUAUCUCUUCACACUUGUAAAUUGCAAGAAUUGCAUAUACAUUGACAUAAAUUAAGGUAUUACGCAAUAAUCUUUCGCAAUCGGUAUAAUUUUAAUUUUAUGUUUAUUUAUAAAUACAAAAGUUGAAGGUUUUCGCAAGUUCUCGCAAUAUUUUUUUUUUUUUCCAUUGUUACACAUGAUCAUACUUAAUGUGUAUCAAUCAUAAUAAUCGCGACGAAAGUGUGGCGAUAAUUAUAUUAUUAAAAACCAACAACUUUGGAUCGCAAAGCCAAUAGACACACAACUUCUUAUCUAAUAUGUAUCGUUUAUGCAACAAAACUGUAGUAUUCUCCUUGACUGUUUAUAAAGUGACGAUUUAAUUGAUA